AUGAUGCGCACAGCUCUCACCUCUGCGGCGCUCUUCGCUGCCGCCCAGGCCAUCGGCGACGCCAUCGUCGUUAACAAGUGCAGCUACGAUGUGUACAUGAGCAACACCCCAGCCAUGGGUGGUGGCUACUCCAACAUCGACAAGACCCUGUCGUCCGGCGCGACAUACUCGCAGACUUACACCGAGCUGUCGAACGGCAACGGCUGGUCGAUCAAGCUUUCGAAGGAAGAGAAUGCUUUCCAGACCAACAUCCUUCAAUACGAGUACACCUUCCACAACGAUGGCACGAUCUGGUAUGAUCUGAGUGCCGUCGACGGCAACCCAUGGGACGCGAACUGGGAGAUCACUGCCUCCAAGGGCUGCUCCCCGCGCCAGGCUGCUUACCGCUAUGCCACCGAUGACGCCUAUGGCAUGCAGUCUUGCGGCGACGACGCCACCAUCACGGUCACUCUCUGCUCUGGCGAAGCUGGCGCUGGCAGUGGCAGCGGCGGUAGCCCCAGCUCCGCACCAGCACCGACCUCCGAAGCUCCUGCGCCUUCCUCUCCUGUCGAGACCUCCACCAAGAAGCAAAAUGGCGGCAACAACUGGGGUCACCACACUUGGGGCCUCGAGGAGAACAAGGUCGCUGCCGCCGCCGGCGAUGCACUCCUUGACGAGCCAAAGUCCAAGGCUCCUGCUCAGUCGCCAACCACGCUUGCGACUGUCCACAAGUCGUUCGACGGCCCUGCCGUCACGGUCACCAACGUCCACAUGGAGACCUUGACCAAGUUCGUGACCGCGACCGACGCGCCCUCCAAGCGCCACGAGCACCACCGCCGCCACGAGCACCGCCAAUAG
This is a messenger RNA of Saxophila tyrrhenica, 837 nucleotides long. RefSeq lists its product as uncharacterized. The record is from RefSeq and is a predicted model, not a curated record. Lineage: Eukaryota; Fungi; Ascomycota; Dothideomycetes; Mycosphaerellales; Extremaceae. The transcript has 2 exons. The coding region runs from base 1 to 837 and encodes 278 amino acids.